UAUCUGUGGUCCAUCCAUCAUCGUUGACAUAGAUAAUGCACUUAAACUAGAUAAUCGUCGACAUCAUCAAAAAAAAGCCUAUAUUUUGUUGCUCUUCGAUAAGUCGCAGCCUUUAAAUAUACCUAUUUCAUUACCUUCAAUUUCAUUUGUAGAUUCAUAAUAUGGCUGGAUAUUCAGAGGAUCAAUUGGCAGAAUUUCAAGAAGCCUUCCAGCUCUUCGAUUCUCGUGGAGAUGGAAAGAUACAUGUCGCUCAGAUCGGAGAUGCGUUAAGAGCUUUAGGACAAAAUCCUACAGAGUCAGAUGUGAAAAAAUGUACUCUUCAUCUUAAACCUGAUGAAAGGAUAUCUUUUGAGGUGUUUCUGCCAAUUUACCAGGCCAUAUCGAAAGCACGCAGUGGCGACACUGCUAAUGACUUUAUUGAGGGUCUGCGCCAUUUUGACAAAGAUGGCAAUGGGUUCAUCUCUUCUGCGGAACUGCGACACCUGCUCUCUACUCUCGGAGAGAAGCUUAGUGAUGAUGAGGUAGAGCAACUCCUGCAGGGACAAGAAGACUCUCAGGGAAAUAUCAACUAUGAGAACUUUGUUCACCUCAUCAUGCAGGGCUGAGUUCUAGGUCAUCAUCUGCUGCAGCACUUUUAUCUGUAAACUAACCAAGUCUGUAACCAUACAGUUAGAGCCAUAAUGAGACACUGUUAACAAAAAUUCAUUAAAAUAUACUUAAACAUUCUUAUUUGGCUACAUAAAUGUAAAUUUAUAGUGAACAAAUAUUAGUAAGUGAUAGUAGAAUAUUAAGAAUAUCUCAGAAAAUUGUAGGCGCUGUGUGAACCACAACUAGACUUGUAUGCAUUUAUCAAUUAGGUGUAGGUUAUGUGAUUCAUUCUUGAAUGUUAUUCCAUUAGUUAAGUGCUGCAAUGGCAGUGUGAAUCCCAAAAUAAGCCUUUUUAUUGUUUAAGAUUUUAUGAUAAAAUUAUAAUCUAUUUAUAAUUGUAUAAAGACAAAAAGCAAAACGUAAUAAUUAAAUAUACUACACAGCA
Bombyx mandarina (wild silkworm) is the source of this 1033-nucleotide messenger RNA. RefSeq names its product Myosin light chain cytoplasmic (gene Mlc-c). Gene Ontology annotation, molecular function: myosin heavy chain binding; calcium ion binding. Lineage: Eukaryota; Metazoa; Arthropoda; Insecta; Lepidoptera; Bombycidae. Gene Ontology annotation, cellular component: myosin II complex. The record is from RefSeq and is a predicted model, not a curated record.